Centropristis striata (black sea bass) is the source of this 3796-nucleotide messenger RNA. RefSeq names its product protein jagged-1b. The record is from RefSeq and is a predicted model, not a curated record. Gene Ontology annotation, molecular function: calcium ion binding. NCBI's taxonomy places the organism in Eukaryota, Metazoa, Chordata, Actinopteri, Perciformes, Serranidae. Gene Ontology annotation, biological process: multicellular organism development; Notch signaling pathway; cell communication. Gene Ontology annotation, cellular component: protein-containing complex; plasma membrane. Bases 625 to 2919 code for a protein of 764 amino acids. The transcript has 14 exons.
CGGACUUCGUAUCGGGUUAACAAACCACCAACCAGCCGCUUAGAUGAGAAGAGCGCAAUCAUUCCGCUGGAGAGACGCAACUUUGGUGCCAGCUUUCACGCACACAUGACAAAGUAGCAUAUACGUUCUUAGGUUUCCUUUUUUCAUUUUUUUUUGUGUGUGAGAGGAUCAGGCUUGGAGAGAGACAGAAGAAGAGAGAGAGUGUGAGCUAAUUGGGAUGAGAGUUCAAGUCAAGUGAGCCGGCAGAUUGGACCUUUAAAGCCUCUUAACUAACGCAGGUGGAGGGAGGAAACCAGCGCGGGGGCAGUGUGUUUAUGUGCCGUGUGUGGGUGUUUGUGUGCAUGUGUCAUUCCCAGUGGGAACCCACCCUGGACACAGCGACAAGGGGCUGAUCAGGUGUGUGUUUGGGUCGUGGGGUGGUGGUGGAUAAAUCGAGCGGAGACAGAGAGGUAGUUAUGGUUUCUGUGACCUGGACGCGAUGAAGUGGCUCUGCGGGAGUUUCAGGGUUUAAGACCGGAGAGGAGGAGAGCUGGGCGGACGGACGGACGCAGGGAGGGAGAAGGAGGAGGGGGACACCACCACCGCCAGUGCGCACAACACGGUCCCCGAGCCCCUGACGCAGGGAUGGAGAGCACAAGAGCGCACCGGAUAACUCGGCUGGAUCCAAGAAACGGGAGCGGAAAGAUCACCAGGAAGCCCGGCAUGAGCAGGGAGCCACGCCGCGGACACCUCCACCUGCAGCGGACUGUGAUUUUUCUCGUCGCGCUCACGAUACAACCGCAGGCCGUGUGUGCAGUCGGGAUGUUCGAGCUUCAGAUCCAUCACUUCCAGAACCCUCUCGGACUCCUGCAGACCGGAGACUGCUGCGACCUCCAGGCCAGCGGGGGGCAGCGCUGCUCCGCCAGGGACCAAUGUGACACUUUUUUUCAAGCCUGCCUCAAGGAGUACCAGGCCCGGGUCGUCCCAACCGGAACCUGCACCUUCGGGUCGGGCAGCACCGGGAUCCUGGGAGGAAACUCUCAGUCCCUCCGCCACCGAGGACACGACAGAGGAGGAGCAGGAGGAGGAGGAGGAGGAGGAGGAGGAGGAGGAGAGGAUGGGAGUAAUGGACACAUUGUCAUUCCUUUCGUAUACGCAUGGCCGAAGUCCUUCUCUCUGGUCUUGGAGGCUCUGGACUACGACAAUGACACAUCAGAAUCAGGUCAGCUGAUUGAGCGAGUCCUCCUCUCCUCCAUGUUGAACCCCAGUGAGAAGUGGCAGACGUACCGACACCACGGACGGCCUCUCACCCUGGACUACCGGCUUCGCUUCCGCUGUGAUUCAAACUACUACGGACCGUUCUGCAACAAGUUCUGCAGGGCCCGCGACGACUUCUUCGGCCACUUCAACUGUGACCCCAGCGGCUCCAAGGUCUGCAUGGAGGGCUGGACGGGGCCCGAGUGCAAAGAAGCGGUGUGUAAGCAGGGAUGUCAUCAGACCCACGGCUCCUGUACUGUACCUGGGGAAUGCAAGUGUCAUUACGGCUGGAAGGGUCCUCUGUGUGACCAGUGUGUGACGUUCCCUGGAUGUGUGUAUGGAAGCUGCACUGAGCCCUGGCAGUGUGUGUGUGACGUUGCAUGGGGGGGACUGCUGUGUGACAAAGAUCUGAACUACUGUGGCACCCACCAGCCCUGUAAGAACAGUGGGACCUGCACAAACACGGAGCCGAACGAGUACCACUGUGAGUGCCAGGAAGGUUUCAGAGGACGUAACUGUGACAUCGUGGAGCAUGCAUGUCUGUCGUCCCCGUGUAUGAACGGAGCCACUUGUGUGGAAAACCUGACGGGCUUCAGCUGCACCUGCACCGACGGCUGGACCGGACUCACCUGUGCUGAUGCGGUGAGGCAGUGUGAUCGGAGCCCCUGCGGCCGUGGAGCCACAUGUCAGGAGGCUCCUGGAGGUUACCGGUGCCUCUGCCCGCCUGGAUGGACCGGCAGGACCUGCCAGCUGGACACCAACGAGUGUGAAAUGAGUAUCUGCGUCCACGCCCGCUCUUGUCGCAACCUGAUCGGCGGAUACCUGUGUGACUGCCUCCCCGGAUGGACGGGGCUGAACUGUGACAUCAGAAACAGCAGCUGUCAGGAUUUGUGUUUGAACGGCGGACGUUGUGAGGACCAGAUGUCAGGGUCCAGAUGCUUCUGUCCACCUGGUUUCUUGGGGAAAUAUUGCCAAAAUGUUGAGAGAGCCUGUGACAGCGCCCCCUGCCAGCAUGGAGGUCAGUGUGUGGAGAAGGAAGGGAGGACCUUCACCUGCAGCUGUCCAGCAGGAUACUCGGGAAUCUUCUGUGAGAUAGCGUUGGAUCUUUGCAACCCCAACCCGUGCCAGCAGGGGGUCGCCUGUCACAGCGCCGAGGGCAGAUACAUGUGUGCAUGUCCCGAGGGUUACUAUGGUAACGAGUGCAUGAGCCUCAAAAAUCCCUGCAUUGGUCCACACUGUCCAGGCGCCAUGUCUGACACGACACACGGCGGCAUCAGCUUCUACAUCAUCCUGGUGGGCGUCGUUGCCUUGGUGACGGUCUGCGGCUGUGCCACCUGCGCCUUCAUCCUGUCUCACCUCCAUCGGAAGCGGAAAAAGCAGCAGGCCGUCCCACAGGAAGAAGGCAUCAACAACCAGAGGGAGUUUGUCAACCUGAUCAGAAACGUGGAGCGUCCCGUGCCGCUCCUGCCCCCCGCCACGCCGCUCGCCAACCCUCCAGCCCCUCCCGCUCCCGUCUCACGCUGCUACGAGGAGAUCGAGCUGACCCUGCCGCCCUCGCCUGCACCGUCACACCCGUCUCCGGCGCUGAAGCCAGCCCACGCCCCCAAACUGGACAUCUCAAACCGGGAGAGGGAGAAGUUGAACCGCUUCCACUACACAGACAGCCAGGAGCUGGAGGCCUGACCGCUGAGCUUCUGGACCUCUGAGGAGCUUUUUUUAGUUUAUUUCAUUCUGCGUUCUUCGCACUCUCGCGCUCGCAGGGACCUGGUUCCAGUUUCCUGCACUGUGUCACUGUUGCAGUCAUGAAAAUGGGGCGACCUUAAGACUUUUAUGUGCUCAGAACACCUGAGGAGUGAAGGCUGCUAACCGCUAGGGUCAAAGUCCUGCUCUGUCCUCGUCUUUGACCUUAUUCACUAUGAGAAGCAGCCGCAUGUUUGACUGAAAGACUCAUCAGACUCUUGAUUUAAUCUGGAGAUUUAGAGAUUCGCCUUGGAGUGCCUGAGAUACCGUCACGAGGAAAACAGAGGAUCAUCCUCUCUCCUGGUCCCAAAAGCCAUCUGAUUGGUGUUCAGACCUCCAUUUCUGUUUCAGACUGAACUCUGACAGAGAGAGAGAUCAAUGAAUGGAUGCUUAUUUAACACUCGGUGUGUGUUUCUAUGUAAGUGUGUGUGAGAGUGGAAGGGAGAAUGUAUAUUAUGAGUGUAUGUGGGGGGGGGGAAAGACAGUUAACUUUAAAAAAAAAAAAGAAAGAAAACAAAGAGGGUGCAUACUCCUGCUCCAAAGGCUUUUAAGCCUUUUGAAAACUGUUUUAAAACUAUACACUGUUGCCUGCAUUGUCUCUGUAACACUACAGUUUGUCAAAGAUGUAUGAUUUUUUUCAUACCUGCGUGUAAAAUAGCUUUUUUGUACAUGAAUAUAUUGUACAUAUUGAUGCCCUUUUUGUACUGUGGUUUGGUCUGAAAGUAUCACUGUAUUACUUUGCUCUGUUUGUCCCAUUUCGCUUUCCAUUUGGAGCAACCAGCACAUGUGGAUUGUAAUAAAAGUGCAUUUACCAACUCUA